GCCACUCCCGGCAGACCCCGCGCCGCGCCUGCGCAGUGCGGGGGAGGCUUUUAAUUCCAUUGUGGAGAGGACGGCGUUAUUUUUAUUAACCGGAGGCGGCGGCGGCGGCGGCGGCGGCGCGGCGGCGAGACCCCAGGCCUUCUCCGGGGCAUGCGAGUCGGCGGCGGGUUCCUGAGCGGAGGCUCCGGCAGGCGGGCAGAGAUGGAGCCCAGCUUCCCGCAGAGCCUGGUCAUGUUCAACCACCGGCUGCCCCCGGUCGCCAGCUUCGCCCGGCCGGCCGGCCCGGCCGCCCCUCCCCCGCAGUGCGUGCUCGCCCCCCCCGCGGCCCCGGCCGAGCCGCCCCCGCCGCCGGCCCCGGACAUGACUUUCAAGAAGGAGCCGGCGGCCUCCGGCGCGGCCUUCCCGGCGCCGCGGGCCUCCUGGGGCUUCCUGCAGCCCUUGGUCAGCAUCAAGCAGGAGAAGCCGGCCGAUCCAGACGAGCAGCACCACCACUAUGGGGGGCUGUUCGCGGGCGCCGAGGACCGGGCCCCGGGCCUGGGUGGCGGCGGCGAGGGGGGCGGCCCCGGCGUCAUCCAGGACCUCAGUGUCCUGCACCAGCAGCCGCAGGCUCCACAGCACCGCGAUGCCCUGCUCGGCGGUGGCGGCGAGGAGCCAAAGCACGACACGAACGUCAAGAAGGCAAAGAGGCCAAAGCCAGAAUCUCAGGGAAUCAAAGCCAAGAGGAAGCCCAGCGCAUCCUCCAAGCCGUCUUUGGUGGGAGACGGAGAAGGCGCGGUCCUGUCCCCAAGCCAGAAACCUCAUAUCUGCGACCACUGCAGCGCGGCCUUCCGGAGCUCCUACCACCUGCGCAGACAUGUCCUCAUUCACACCGGGGAGAGGCCCUUCCAGUGUGGCCAGUGCAGCAUGGGCUUCAUCCAGAAGUACCUCCUGCAGCGCCACGAGAAGAUCCACAGCCGGGAGAAGCCGUUCGGCUGUGACCAGUGCAGCAUGAAGUUCAUCCAGAAGUACCACAUGGAGAGACACAAGAGGACGCACAGUGGAGAAAAGCCAUAUAAGUGUGACACCUGCCAGCAGUAUUUUUCCAGGACUGAUAGACUGCUGAAACACAGGCGCACGUGUGGGGAAGCCAUAGCUAAGGGAGCCCCCAGUGCAGACCCUGGCUCCUCAAACCAUAGCAAUGUGGGAACCCUGGCUGUGCUGUCUCAGGGAAACAGCAGCUCCUCAAGGAGGAAGACGAAGUCCAAGAGCGGAGCUGCUGAGAGCAAGGAACACAAGGCUGGCAAAGCAGGCGACUCGCAGCUUGCAAACAGCGUGAGCAUGCAGACGUACUCCGUGGAGAUGCCUGCCAUGUCUUCCAGCGGCAGCAUCUUGGGCAGCGGUAUUGAUGAGCUUCAGAAAAGGGUGCCAAAACUCAUCUUUAAGAAAGGAAGCAGGAAGAACACAGACAAAAACUACCUGAACUUUGUCUCGCCAUUGCCAGACAUCGUUGGACAGAAGUCCUUGUCUGGGAAGCCCAGCGGCCCUCUCGGCAUGGCAUCCAGUGCCGGCGUGGAGACCAUCAGCCUUCUCCAGGGUGCGGGCGGCAAACCAGGCCAGAUGAACAGCAAUUACGACGAUGCCAUGCAGUUUUCAAAGAAACGAAGAUACUUGCCAACUGCCACCAGCAACAGUGCCUUCUCGAUCAACGUGGGACACAUGGUCUCCCAGCAGUCUGUCAUCCAGGCUGCGGGGGCCAGUGUCCUGGACAGUGAGGCCCCCCUGUCGCUCAUUGACUCCUCGGCGCUCAACGCUGAGAUCAAGUCCUGUCACGACAAGUCUGGCAUUCCCGACGAGGUGUUGCAGAGCAUUCUGGAUCAGUACUCCAGCAAGUCGGAGGGCCAGAAGGAGGAUCCUUUCAACAUAAGCGAACCACGCGUGGAUUUACACACCUCAGGAGAACACUCAGAGCUGGUUCCAGAAGAGAACUUGAGCCCAGGCACACAGACCCCUUCCAGCGACAAGGCAAGCAUGUUGCAAGAAUACUCCAAAUACCUCCAGCAGGCUUUCGAGAAGUCCACGAAUGCAGGUUUUACUCUUGGACAUGGUUUCCAGUUUGUCAGUUUGUCCUCACCUCUCCACAACCACACUUUAUUCCCAGAAAAACAGAUAUACACUACGUCUCCUUUGGAGUGUGGUUUUGGCCAAUCUGUUACCUCAGUGUUGCCAUCUUCGUUGCCAAAGCCUCCUUUUGGGAUGCUGUUCGGCUCUCAGCCAGGUCUGUACCUGUCUGCUCUGGACGCUGCCCACCAGCAGUUGACACCUUCUCAGGAGCUGGAUGACCUGAUCGAUUCUCAGAAGAGCCUGGAGACUUCGCCGGCCUUCCAGCCCUCGUCUCAGAAACUGACCGGCCAGAAGGAGCAGCAGAAGAACUUGGAGUCCUCAACCAGCUUUCAGAUCCCGUCUCAGGAGUUAGCGAGCCAGAUGGACCCUCAGAAGGACGUGGAGCCCAGGACGACGUACCAGAUCGAGAACUUCGCACAGGCGUUCGGCUCUCAGUUCAAGUCGGGCAGCAGGGUGCCAAUGACCUUCGUCAGCAACUCUAAUGGGGAAGUGGACCAUAGAGGCAGGACUUCAGUGUCCGAUUUCUCAGGGUACACAAACGUGAUGUCUGAUGUCAGUGAGCCAUGUGGUGCGAGAGUCAAGACGCCCACCAGCCAGAGUUACAGGUAAGGGCCCCAGGGCCCGGCUGGAGGCCUUCUGGUGUCGUUCUGUUUUGUUUCGAGAACACUGCCAUUGGAAUGUUUGUACACGAUCCUAUGAGAAUAAUGUAAUGCCCUUUCAAUGCAACUUUUCACAUUUAGUUUAUUUUGUUAGUGUGAUUUUAGCUGUUUCUAUUAUGAUUUUUAAUCAAAAUCGAUAGAUUAAAAAUAGUUUGACAUUCAAAGUGACAAUGUUUAGCAAUCAAAUUUACAUGUAUAGGUGGUCAGGGAAUAGCCCAAAAGUUUUAAAUGCAAAAAAAUAAAAAAAAUAAAAAACAAAAAAAUCCUACAAAAAAACAAAAGGAAAAAACACAAAAAAACUUUGUUGCUAGGAUUAAGGUUAUUCUAAUUGCUUUACUCUCAGGAAAGUGUAAUAACGCAUGGGAAUUCUGUACGUUAUCACUGUAACGGAAUGUCCAAUUUACAGAUAGUAUGGUGUGCGUGUCACCAUGUAAGUAAGGGAUCGGAAACAUUUCAGAUUGCUGUCUCCAUCUGGGCUGGUCCAAAAUUCUGAGAAGUUGGCUACCUAUGUUCUCUUGCAGCUUUUAAAUGUCCUCUGAACUUCCAAACCACGUUCAUUCCAGCCUGGUAGAACAAACACUCUCGGACCUUUGGUCACAGCCUGGAACGAUAGCUUUAAUAGAAGGAGAAGAGAAAGAGCGCCCUCUCCUCGUCCCCACGGCAGCGAGGCUGCAGUGCCCCCCCGGGUCGGCUGAGGCGGAGCGCGGCGUCAGCCCCGGUGGUGGGCUCCAGUGUUAGCAGCCGAGUUGGGGUCACAUGGUUCUUUGAGUUUUGGGGGGGGGGGUGUUGUUAACUAUAUAUACCCUGCAGACACUGUCCUCUUGUUUACGUUACUAUAGGUCACCCACACUUCUGGGGUUUUUGUUUUCUUGUUUCUGUUCUUAACCUGCCCUCUUUCUGAGAGGUCUGGGCCUUGUUUUCUCUUCCUGUCUUGACAGUUUAAAUUUUAGAAUGAGUUACAUUCCAGUAGGUAAUUCAUUAUGCAUUUCAUAUGCCUAUGGCAUCCAAAUACUACAUAGUAAGAUAAACACCCAGAACCCCCACUUUAAAACAAAUAACAAACAUACACAGAUUUUGUGUAUAAUAACAGCUGCACUUCCUUGGAGCUGCAGGUACUAACUAAUCAGCUGUGACGCCCACUGUGACGCAGCUGACGGGAGGGGGUGCCUGCCUUUGGCAGUGACAUCAGAAGCGCUCUGGAGCUGCGGCCUGUGACCUCCUCUGAAGGGCGUCAGUGGCCUUGGCCGGGGUCUCGGAAGGGCAUCAGAGCCCGCUUCCCACCCGAAUUGCCAUCGGAAUCCAUGGGCGGCAGUGGCUCUGCCUGAACCACUUUUUAGCCAUUGUAUUUUUUCCCGAGUGUAUUUUUAAUGUACUUUGGUGUUGAUGCCAAUGAGCUUUUAUGUACUUUGGUGACGUCGCGGUCCCUUGUGCUCCUCCGACGCCGGGAGAGUGCCACUGUGUGUUUGCCGUCCCGUUGUGUGACCGGCCUGGCGCGGGCUCCUGCACGGAGGAGGGACGUUGUGCGAGCGUGCGACACUUCUGUUACGAAGCAGUGUUUGGAAGACAAGAAAUUAUUGCAGUGGUUUCAGAAAACUAGUUACCCCCCUUCCUUCCUCCCUAAGUGUGCUUUCCCAGCCAAGAGUCACCUACUUGUCACUGCAAGAUGCUUAGAAAAUGUGUUUAAUUAAUCCUCCUAAGUACACUCGGUUCCGAAAGUCUGUUUCUCGUUUUGGUAAGUGCGGUUCGGCUCUGUUGGGGACAGAGCGCAGGCCGCCACGAAGGGCGGGCAGCACCUCACCGCUGGACCUUAAGGUGUGUGGUUUCCCUCCGGCGUUUAGUUCCCCGCAGGUUUUGAAUUUCUUUAAUAACUUUUCCUGUGUGUACUGAGAACUGCAUAUGUAUUACUCUGAUUGUUUGCCCUAGUUUACUACCAAUAAAAGACCUGUUAACCACAAAACCGGACAAAGGCGGUGUCACUUCGUCCCCAGCCACACCUUU
Molecule: messenger RNA, 4757 nt
Organism: Artibeus jamaicensis (Jamaican fruit-eating bat)
Lineage: Eukaryota; Metazoa; Chordata; Mammalia; Chiroptera; Phyllostomidae
Gene: ZNF281
Product: zinc finger protein 281
Exons: 2
Coding region: 151-2709 (852 amino acids)
Biological process (GO): regulation of transcription by RNA polymerase II
Cellular component (GO): nucleus
Molecular function (GO): RNA polymerase II cis-regulatory region sequence-specific DNA binding; DNA-binding transcription factor activity, RNA polymerase II-specific
Source: RefSeq, a predicted model, not a curated record